Messenger RNA from Tachyglossus aculeatus (Australian echidna), 3113 nucleotides. It is a transcript of the gene LRRC14B, whose product is annotated as leucine rich repeat containing 14B. The record is from RefSeq and is a predicted model, not a curated record. Bases 1 to 1551 code for a protein of 516 amino acids. NCBI's taxonomy places the organism in Eukaryota, Metazoa, Chordata, Mammalia, Monotremata, Tachyglossidae. Gene Ontology annotation, cellular component: cytoplasm. The transcript has 2 exons.
AUGAAGUCGCUACGCUUUGUGAGUGCGGAGGUGCUGGUGUCCAAUCCUCAGGUGGCCAGGAAGAGCCUGAGGAAUGUGGCGCACAAUCUCUACCCACUCCUGUUUAAAGCCAGCUACCUGCUGGAGCAGGGGGAAGUGAUUCACGACCUGCUGGAAAACUGGCCCCUGACAGAAUUCAACCUCGGAAGCCUGCUGGGUCAGACGGCAGAUCACCCAGGAGACAUCAGGAGCUGGGCCUGCCGGACCUGCCUGGAGGCCUGUCUGAGAGGCCUCCGGGACUACGUGCUGAAUGAUGUCUCGGUGUACAGCAAGCGGUUGAGAGUGGUGGAUCUUACGGGCAUCAAGGAUGUGGAAGUUCAGCUGUGUAAGUGCAAGAAGUCUUUGGGGAGGUGGGGCAGGACCCGGCUCCUAGCCACGCUGUGCCUGGAGCUGCUGGGGGAGAUGCAGAAGCAGCAGCUGGACUCCGGGGGCUCUGGGGUCGGGAUCGACGUGCUGGUGAACCUGUUUGUCACUGACGGCAACUACGAGGCAGUAGCACAGGCCUUGCAAAUGAGGCGCCACUCCCCGCUGAAGCUGCGCUGCGUGACGUUCCGAGCCGACAGCCUGGACCGGGCGAAGCUCUUCUCCGUCCUCCGGCUGGCCGAGCCCGAGUCCCUGCAGAAGCUGGAGGUGGUCCACAAUGUGCGGCUGCAGAUGGAGCACCUGGAGGGGCUGCUUAGCCACGUGGGCUUUUCCCAGCUGGUCUCCCUCACCCUGCCGGCCCGGACGUUCGACGUGCACAGGCUCACUGCCGAGGAAGAGCUGGUCCUCGCCUCCAUCGGAGAGAAGCUGAGCCAGAUGCCCCAUCUAACAGAGCUGAGCUUGGCUUUUUCCACCCUGACGGGGAAGCUACGAAAACUGCUCAGCCCACUGAGAACGCCCCUCCGAGCUCUGGAAUUGGCCAACUGCUCCCUGAGUUAUGCAGACAUGGCCUUCCUAGCCAAUGGCCUCCACUCCUUCCACCUUGAGGUGCUGGAUCUCAGUGGGCACAGCGUGGUUGCCCUCUACCCUUCGACCUUCUUCAAACUGCUCAACCAGGCCUCCCAGACCCUGAGAAUCCUCUCGCUGGAGGAGUGCAGCAUCGAAGAUUCCCACGUCAACAGGAUGAUCAUGGGUUUGAUCCCUUGCCAGAAGCUGCAGGAGUUCAAAUUCCUUGGGAACCCGCUGUCCUCCCGAGCUUUGAAAUGCCUCUUCAGGGCUUUCACAGAGCUCCCCAAGCUGAAGUCCAUCGAGUUCCCGGUGCCAAAGGACUGCUAUCCUGAUGGCACCAGCUACCCACUUGAUGACUCCAGCCUCCCCAAUUUCGAUCAUCAGAAAUAUGAGGAGAUUGCGAGGCAACUUCAGGCAAUAUUGCUUCAGGCCAAGCGGGAUGACAUUAAGGCUUCGACCCCACUCUACGGAAGCUAUGAUCCAGAUAUCCAUGAGACGAGUAAUGAACUGGGAUCUUUCUUGCUUCAGUCUCUCAAAAAUGCCUUAGAAAAUUUUAGCACCGCACUACAAAGAAUGGAGUAGAGGCUUUGAGGUGAAUAGUGAGCUACAGGGAAUCCCAAUUGUACCUGCCCUAAACACGUGAGCUCACUUCAAGGCUGAACCGAAUCCCACACCUCCAACCUGACUGGUCUCCUCUACCUGUUCGGCAUAUUUAUCUACCGAACUGGACCAUGAAUAGGUGGUCUUUUACGUCCUACUCCUAGAAUGGGAUAAAGCUACAGCAUGAGAGGUUAUAAUCAUAAAAAUGGGCAGAGACCUGAUUUAUGCGGCAGAAUUUUCAGAAACAAAGACAUUAAGGAACCUUCCCUUGAAGCCUUGGCUGGAGCAGGAGGCACUGGCAUGGGAUUCCAGAUCUUUAGUUAGGAAGAGGGCAGGAAAGGACAGGAAAAUUCCCAGGAAAGACCAGUCUGAGGUUUGAAGGGAUAGGAUAAGUGAGAAUCAAACAGAGGUCAUAAAUGACAGAAAAUGUGAAAAGCUUGGGGAAAUAGGACUGAAAAUGGCUGGAAGAGAAGGAUAGGGAAGAUUAAGAGGGGUACAAGGAAAGAGAUGGGAAUUAUAUUGAAGCAUUGGCUUCCUAUGAGGGGUGGUGGCAGUUACACUGAACAGGAAUGUUGGAGAAAUGGUAUGAAGACAUAGUAGUCAAUAGGUCCUUUAGACAGGACUCCUAGUGUGGCAGCGGAAUGCUUGGAGAAGCAGCACUGAUGGCUUCUCUCCUUAUCCAAAUAUCAUCCAAAUAACAUUUUUUGACUAGAUCUAACAUUUUUUUAAUAAUCCAGCAGUGGUCUAUCGUUUAGAAAUCAUCCAGUCCUUUCUUGAGCCUUCUGACGUCUCUUAACUCUCCCUCUAAUAGCACACUAUAAACUUCUUACCCCUUUAUUUAUUCAUAUUCUUUUUGAACCCACUCCUGUUUUCGGCCUGCACAGAGUUAUCCUUGGCUUCGAAGGUAACGCUGCUGUUGGUGAGAGUGAAUCCACGGAAUUGAAUAUUACACAGAAAAUCGCAUGCACACGGUGUCCGUGGAAAUUCAGAACUUCAUCCUUUCUUAUCCCUUGCCAUUUGGGAUGAGCGUUGCUCAGACCCAGUGAUUAGGAGGGGAGAGGUUUGUCCCACAGCUGGCAGAAUGUGCACAAAAGUAGUUUUUGCAGUAGGGGUGAUAUUAAUCCAAGCUGAGCAAUCCACACUCUGUCACGUGGCCUCUCUAUGACUAGUGACAUGCAUUUCAAGAUGGCUGAAAUGGUUCUCCCUUGUGUCAUCGAACAGAAUAUCCCUGAGACCUCCACAGUGGCCAACACCAUUUUGUUAGUAUAAUACCGGCUCCAGAUGGUAAGGGAAGGAAACGGUCAUCUCAGGGGGUAGCAAUGUGCCACCUGCCCCUCUAAGGAUGGCCCCCAUAUGGAACAUUCAGAAUGUCACCCACAUCAGGAAGACCCCCCCUCCACCUCUGCACAGAGCCCCCGCCAUCUCCCCCCACUGCAUGCACGAGAGCCAUCUUUCUUUAUUCUUCUCUAUUAUGAGAUCCUCUGCUUCCUCACGCUCUGCUAACAACUCUCCCUCACCAAUCCACCCCACAGACCCUCGUAAUA